AUGACGAUGCUGAUGGGCAGGCUGACCGGCGUAGCGCUGGAGCUGGCUCUCGCCGCCCUGCUCGUGCUCUUCCUCCCGCCCUACUACGUCUACAGGCUCACCGCCUCCUUCCUCGGCUCCGUCUUCCCCGACAGCGUCUCCGGCAAGGUCGUCCUCAUCACCGGCGCCUCCUCUGGCAUAGGCGAGCACCUGGCGUAUGAGUACGCGAAGAGAGGAGCCAACCUGGCGCUCGUGGCGAGAAGGGAGGCGAGCCUCAGGGAGGUCGCCGACAACGCGUCGGCGCUCGGCUCGCCGAGCGUCCUUGUCUUGCCGGCUGACGUCUCCAAGCCUGACGACUGCCGAAAGUUCAUCGACGACACGGUUGCCUACUUUGGAAGAUUGGACCACUUGGUGAACAACGCGUCGAUUUGGCAGGUCUGCAAGUUCGAAGAGGUGGAGGACGUUAACUACUUCAGAACAUUGAUGGACAUCAACUUCUGGGGCCAUGUGUACCCAACUCGCUAUGCCAUUCCUCACCUGAAGAAAACCCAUGGCCGGAUCGUCGGUGUCACCUCCAACUCCUCCUACAUAUUCAUCGGAAGGAACACCUUCUACAAUGCGAGCAAAGCAGCGGCGCUAAAUUUUUACGACACGCUUCGGAUGGAGCUCGGCGGGGAAGUCCGCAUUACAGAGAUCGUCCCAGGGGUGGUCGAGUCGGAGAUCACAAAGGGGAAGAUGCUCACCAAGGAAGGCGAGAUGAAAGUUUGA
Triticum turgidum subsp. durum (durum wheat) is the source of this 747-nucleotide messenger RNA. The record is from the annotation of a GenBank genome assembly. Lineage: Eukaryota; Viridiplantae; Streptophyta; Magnoliopsida; Poales; Poaceae.